Messenger RNA from Cantharellus anzutake, 4645 nucleotides. RefSeq lists its product as uncharacterized. NCBI's taxonomy places the organism in Eukaryota, Fungi, Basidiomycota, Agaricomycetes, Cantharellales, Hydnaceae. The transcript is spliced from 8 exons. The record is from RefSeq and is a predicted model, not a curated record. Gene Ontology annotation, cellular component: cytoplasm. The coding region runs from base 131 to 4315 and encodes 1394 amino acids. Gene Ontology annotation, biological process: signal transduction; actin cytoskeleton organization.
GAGCAGCAGCGUUCGUUAACGCCAAAACAGGCAGCUCUGUGCUUUCGACAUCGACUUUCACGUGUGUUAGCGAGGCUCGGCCACGUCCUCUUCUGUAAAGCUGGCGUAAAUUCACCCAAGCAUUCGUGUGAUGUCUCGCCCAUCGUCACCUCGUGUCCCCACCGAAAGGUCGACAACCACAAUGCAGCCAGGGCUCUCGAAAAUCUCCACUGAUGAUCCUCACGACCUGCCUUACCUUCGAUCCGAGCCUCUCCCCAUUCCACAACUGCCGUCCUCAAAAAAUGGUUAUUCUUCUCCAUCAUCUCCCACCUCGCGUUCAUUAGCUCUCCACAAUGACUCUCCUCUUCGGGCUUCUCCAACUAGGGGCUCCCCUGUUGACCGCUCCCAGAAAAAAUAUGAUUUUCUGCGUCGUGGGUCGCAUUCUGCGUCUGGACACCCAGCAACAUUUUCAGGAGACGAAAUGACACCCCCCAACCCUAGCUGGCUCAGGGACCCGGCUAAUAACUCUACUGGCUCGUCUGAUGAGAGUGGUCCCGCUGGUACACGUUCCCCAAAUCCCCCUUCAUCUGCCUCGGGGCAUACAACCUCCUCUAUGAUGCCAUCGCAGACCUGCGCAGGGUGUAGCCAACCCAUGUCUGGUCAAUUCGUUAGGGCCUUAGGGACCGUUUAUCAUCUCGACUGUUUCCGUUGCAAGGACUGCAAUGAACCUGUCGCAUCCAAAUUUUUCCCCAUAGAGGGGCAAGACUUACGCCAGCAUCCUCUUUGCGAGCGUGACUACUUCAGACGGCUUGAUCUUUUAUGUGCUAAAUGCGACCAAGCCUUGCGGGGUAGUUACAUCACCGCGUGCAACCGAAAGUAUCAUGUCGAGCAUUUCACAUGUUCAGUCUGUCCGACGCUUUUUGGACCCCAGGACUCGUACUAUGAGCACGAGAAUGACGUUUACUGUCAUUUUCACUACUCAACACGUUUCGCGACGAAAUGUGUGGGAUGCAACAGCGCGAUCCUGAAGCAGUUUGUUGAAAUCAACCGAAAUUCGCGUGAUGAAUGCUGGCAUCCUGAAUGCUACAUGAUAAAUAAAUUCUGGAACAUCAAAGUUGCCUCGCGUGUGCAAAGUAUUGAGAUUCCUGAAGGGGAUCAGCCAUAUGAAGCUGAGGAACGGACCGAAUCACCUACGUCGCUUCGCGACAAGCAACAGCAGAUGGAGCAAAAGGUCGUGGGGAUAUGGACUUAUCUCUCGUCCUUCGAAGAGUCAUCCGCUGCCUGCAUAUCAGAUAUGCUCAAGCACGUUAGCAGCGGGCAUUACCUCGAAGCUAUCAAGAUGGCCGAGAAGUUUAUUCUCCACGUGGAAGUCCUUUUCGCUGCGAUUGACGAUUUGGAGACUCAUUUCGCGCGAGUCAACUCCAAGGGUAUCUCACAUGUUCGAGAGGCAAGAAUGCUGUGCAGGAAGACUGUAGAACUCUUUAACCUAUUGUCCCACACCGGCGAAGCCGGCACGACGUGGCGCAUGGGCAUGACGCAAGAGCUUCUGUCAUUAGUAACCGGUCUCGCUCAUUACCUCAAAAUCCUCAUACGGAUUGCUCUCACUGGAGCUCUGAAGCUGGAUCGCGAUUAUGGGAAGAAAGAAGCUCUCAUGGACUUUCUAGAUAAGCUCAAGAGUCUCGCUGCUCAAGGUGCAAACCCCUCCGCACGACGUACUAUCCGUUCCUCGCGGCCACGCGAAGUCGACAGCGGCAAUCCAAACACGUUUGUCUCCGGUACCGAGGGCGUAUCGUACGGAUAUAAGAGCCUGGCGCCAGAGAAUGCGGGUGAGUCCCCAUUCAUCGGAAGGACGAGUGGACCGAAUGCAACAAAUGGUUCGAUGUCAAUGAACCCCAGUGAUCUGUGCCUCGCUUGCCAAAAAACAGUCGAGGAAGAUUGCGUGCGCCUGGGUUCCUAUUACCGUUGGCACUCCCAUUGCGUGAAAUGCAUUGCCUGUGGGAGAACGGCUAGCGACCCUGUCCCUCCAAAGGAGACUAGGACCCCUACUCCGAAGAAUGGAGAGCAACCGGAUUCCAAACCUGCACCACCUCCGCGACGACCCCCGGCCAAAGUCAACGAGUUCUUGUUUGUAACUGAUGGGAGUGUGAAGGAGACCGAUAAGCGUCCUCCCAAGGCGAUAUGUUGUGUAAACCACCCAGUUCAAGGGAGUCAACUCGGCUUCGCACCCGUUUCUCGCCUUGAGCAGUUUGCAUUCCUUCUCAAUGUUGCACUCAGACGACUUUACCUUCUUCUCCUUCGUCGGGGACUCAUCCCUCCCACGUCGACCGUCACUGUCAUCGAGUCCUCUCAUCAUCAUUCGCCUUCUCGAGAUUCGAGUGACAUCAUGCGCAUGAAGACCGUUCACCUCGACCGGAAGUUGUCUGCGACGGCGCGACUUCCGAAACGUUCCACCAUCAUCGAGAGUCCUACGGGAAAAAUCGCUCAAUCGGCUGACGUACGUCCACAUGGUGCAUCUGUUAAUUCCAGUCAAACAAACCAGCCUGCUUCAUCUCAACUGCGGGAUAAGAAACCGAAGCUGCCAACGGUUGACACCAAUGUGGCUGGGCCAAAUCCUUCAGUCACCUCGCCAAUCCCCACUACUUCGCCAAAGACGAUCAUCCGACCACCCUUUGCUCGUAACAAUACGAACGUAGCCAUCAUUGAUGAUUCGAAACCUGAGGAUGAGCGAUCCGAAAGCGGGGUGAGCAAUGGUGCACGGACACUGACAAAUGGCUAUCCUGGCGUGCCCGGUCCAUUGGCGGAUGCCAAUCAAAGCGAGGAAGGCAUCACAUUAGGAGAUAUUCCGCAGAUGUUGGAGUCUGAACAGGCCCGCGAACAGCAUCGAUCUUUGCCUCGGCAAGCCGAUAAGGUUGCCAUCGCUGAACUCACACCCCUGGAGCUGUUUAUUGUGAAGCACUUUACAGUGCUAAUGUUACAACGGUCUUCAUUAAGAGACCACUUCGACUUGGAUGAGAUUCUUGAAUUGGUGGAGAUGAAGAAAUCCACAUUUUGGAACAAGAUCUUCAAAGGAGAUAAGAAGAAUAUCAAGAAGAAAGGCGUUUUUGGGGUUCCUAUUGAACUUCUUGUCGAACGGGAAGGCGUUGAUUCGCUGUUGGGAGCUUCUAGGGGCGCUCUGCAGAUACCAAGUUUCAUCGAUGAUGUAAUCUCCGCAAUGAAGCAGAUGGAUAUGUCAAUCGAAGGAAUCUUCCGCAAGAACGGGAACAUCCGUCGGUUGAAAGACCUUGCCGAUUCCAUCGACAGAGACCCUUCGUCCGUCGAUCUCACCUCUGACAACCCAGUGCAACUCGCGGCUCUGCUGAAGAAAUUCCUGCGAGAUUUGCCUGACCCCCUUUUGACAUUCAAGCUGCAUCGAUUAUUUAUUCAGUCUCAAUCAUUCCAAACCGAAGAUGAACGAAUACGUUAUCUGCAUUUAGUUUCCUUAUUACUGCCCAAAUCUCACCGUGACACACUGGAAGCCCUCUUUGUGUUCCUGAAAUGGGUCUCACUGUUUUCUCAUGUUGAUGAGGAAACUGGAAGCAAAAUGGACCUUCAAAACUUGGCGACCGUCAUAUGCCCCAAUAUUCUAUAUGCCAAAGGCCGAGAUGCAGCCCGUGAGGAGAGCUUCAUGGCGAUCCGAGUUGUGACGAUCUUGCUUGAACGCCAAGACGAAUUCUUCACUGUCCCUGAUGAAUUUUUACCCAUCUUGCAGGAUCAAGAAUAUUUUGCGAAUUGCAUGGACAUGCCUCCAAAGGAAGUCCUCAGGAAAUGCGAGACGUACCUUCGACUCAGGCAAAAUCGCCAAAGCGGUGGGGAACGCGGAUACAAUGGGGUCAAUGGUCAUACGCAACCUAUUAAUGGGGGCAGUGGUGGGAUCGGAACUAGAGGAGGAAGCAUUCACCAGAAACGGUCCGAUCCUGUAAUCCGGGGUCGUCCAGUUCCCCCAUUCGCUGGUGACCAGAACGGUGACACAUCCCGACGUUCACCUCGUUCUACGUCUCGGGGACCUCCAAGCACUCAAUCCCAUGGUCAUGCAUCAUCUCCAAACCUACACGAGUCAAGACAGUGGAUGCCAUCGAGCCCACCCAUGCCUACACGAUCUUCGGGCAUGACUAGCUCACAACAAGGGACCCCGAGGGCGUCGCAAAUCGAAAUUCAUGCCCCUACACCAACAUGGGCGGAUAAAUCGCAGUCUCGACCUCCAUCUGUCCAGACGCGGGGAAGCAUGGAAUUAUCUCGAGGACCAGGAUCUUACGACCGCCAUCGUGCCCAUUCGCCAGUAGAUCAUCUGCGAGCAUGAUUCUAGCCCUAUUUUACAUUCUUUGUUCUCUUCCUCUUUUCAUUUUGGUCUUAUUCUCAGUUAUUCAACUUGCUUUCAUAUGUUUCCCCUUUACCGUUCUUCCCUCUUUAUUGUGACAUUCUUUAUUUGCGGGACAUUUGCUGCGUUGUUUUUUUCUCGUAUGAGUUAUUCGCUCGAUAAGGUACUCUCACACCAAAGUUCGAUUGUUUGAAAUUUUUUUAUUGCGUCUUCAACCCUCCCAGCAUACAUUUCUGUAUUAUCAGUACAUAUUAUGUAUACAAUGACGUAGGUGCAUUCUGGUUCAGUUCAACAACGAAUUAAGUUGCAAAU